Messenger RNA from Erinaceus europaeus (western European hedgehog), 1379 nucleotides. It is a transcript of the gene C23H19orf67, whose product is annotated as chromosome 23 C19orf67 homolog. The transcript has 6 exons. Bases 96 to 1175 code for a protein of 359 amino acids. NCBI's taxonomy places the organism in Eukaryota, Metazoa, Chordata, Mammalia, Eulipotyphla, Erinaceidae. The record is from RefSeq and is a predicted model, not a curated record.
GGGGCGGUGGCGGCGGGUCUCGCAGGCCGCUGCCCGUGUGUCCCCCGCCCGGGUCGUGACCGCCAGCCCCCCGGACGCCCCCGCUGACCCCCCGCAUGGCGAGUGAGCCGUGGUUUGGGGAGCCCCCGCUCCCCGACGGCUUGGAAAGUGCGGCUCCCCAGUGGCCCACGCCUCCCCCCGGGAGACCCGGGGACCCCGGCCCCCCGGAGGAAGAGGAGCAGGAGCAGCGAGGAGCCCAGCAAGAAGGGAGGGCCCCGCAGCCCCCCGCGCCCCUGCCGGAGCCCCCCGUCCCCGCAGCCCCGACGGCGCGCUCCCCGGAGACCCCCGAACCCCCCGGGCCCCCGGUGCGCCUGGCCCUGGAGGCCAUGUUCAGCCCGGUCACCGAGCAACUCCGCUACCUGCUCAAGAAGGCCGGCGACUUCCAGAACUACCUGCUCUUCAGCAGGGACCGAGUACAGAAGGAACAGCUGGCCCGCGCCAUGCCCACCUUCCUGCAGACGUGCCAGCCCUACUUCCUGUACCUGGAGGCCACGGCCAGGAGUGUGCCCCCCAUCUAUGGCGCCCUGCAGGAGCUGGUCCGGAAGGGGCUGUUGGACAUCUCCCAGCAGCUGACGCUGCGGCUGGAACAGCUGGUGCUCAUGUACGCCUCCUGUGGCUUCGUGGGGCUGGAUGACACGGACCCCUUGAGCACCUCCUGCUUCUUCUGCGGAAGGUUCUCCAUCGGCCCUGCCCACGAGGUGUCCAUCUUCCGCUACUGUGUCCCAGCCGCCUACACGGCCGCCCGCUUCCCACGUUACCUGUACAAGAGGAUGCGUUGGAACCUGGAGACCAUCCAGGAGCCCGGGGUCCGGGGGCAGGACCCCCAUGUGGAGUACUACUUUCUGUGCUAUCGGGACACGUGGGAAGACACAGGGAAGAGCCCCGCCAACUCGUGCCCUCAGAUUCAGAAGCUGUGGUCCAUCGGGCGCUGGGUGCCCCUGGGGCCCCCUGAUGAGGACCUGUAUUCCUGGAUCCUGUGCUCACAGCCACCGGGCGACUACCAGCAGCUGCUGACAAUCGGCUUCGAGGAACCGUCGCACGUGCUGGCCACCGACCUGCUGGUGCAGAUCCUCACCGGCCAGGCCGCCCCGGCCCGGCCCCCCAGCACCGCCUGGACCGCCCCCUCGGGGACUUGAACCCGGGGCCGCAGGAGCCAGCCAGCUAGCCAGAACCAGGGCGGGGCAGGCAGCGAUGGGGGUCAAAUAUAAACAUUUAAAAGGGGGGGGUCCCUUGGUUCCUUCAGCCCUGCUGGCCUGGCCUGCAAAGCCCCGAGUCGGGGGUCCCUAAUCCUGGGCAACCCAGGCCCCGCCGCCGAGCUGCAAUAAAGAGCCUAGAAAAGA